This is a messenger RNA of Cladocopium goreaui, 12399 nucleotides long. The record is from the annotation of a GenBank genome assembly. Lineage: Eukaryota; Dinophyceae; Suessiales; Symbiodiniaceae.
AUGAGUGCCACAGCCCUUGACGCUCCCAGCCUGCGCCAAGGCAGCAGCUGGGUGCCCAAUGAGGCUUCGCAGUGCUGCCAGGAGUGUAGCAAGACCUUCAACACCUUCUGGCGGCGGCACCACUGUCGUUUCUGCGGCCGCCUGUUGUGCUCCACUUGCGCCCCUGUCGUGCAGGAAGAGAGCAAGGAUUGCUUGGCGGUGCUGGGCCAGUCCCGGCGCGGGGUGCGACGCUGCGCCAGCUGCACCUUGGAGUUGGCGGAUGGCGCGCAACCAGCGCGCCUGAGCCGUCGUGAGAGUCUGACCAGCCUGACCAGCGACACGGCCGUGGAGGCUGCUAUGGAACGGCUUCAAGUCCUCAAGGAGGAGGUAGCGUCCCUGCGCAAGGCGGAGCAAAGACGCCUGGAGCUGGCGGUGCAGAAAGGUUUCUGGCAGAUCUGGGUGGUCACCUAUGCAAUGAUUGCGCUCUGUACCUUACUCCUCUUUUGCUGGCGGCUUUCCAUCAUGGCCGCAUGGGUCGCCAUGCUCUUUGUGCUUCACAGGUCCUCCGAGGGCUCCUUGUUGCAGCGGAACGUGCGGGUCUUCUGGUCCGCUGCCGUAGUGACUUGUGCCUUGCUGGCCACACGUUGGAAGCUGCGAUCGCUGAACCUCUCGGAGGGCGAAGACUACCGCGCCGAAUGGGAUGCCACCAACGAGGUCUUAGCUCGGUUCUUAUAUCAGCAGAUCUUGAAGCUGAAGGGCUUUUGGAUCAAGCUGGGACAGCAGCUAAGCGUCAACAUAAUGAUGGAGCCGGCCUUCCGAUUGGAGUUCGGCAAGCUGCAGGACAAGAUUCCGCCCAUGUCGGUCCGCAGCCUCGAGGGGAACGUGCUCACGUUGGUGGAAGAGUUUGGUGCUGAAGCUUCCACCAUUUGCAUCGAUGAGAAGGAAGCCCCACUGGGGACCGCCUCCAUUGCUCAGGUACAUCGUGCGAUCUGGAAACCCAAAGGGCAAGCGCACAAAGAGAUCGUGCAGCACAGAAACGUGUCGCAGGAGUUCCACCAGGACGGACGGAUCCUGAAAAAACGUGUCACGGACUUGCGCAACUCCCAGAUUUUAUCCAAGCUGUUGGCUUUGGUCGAUCCGGAAGGAGUCCCCGACCUUCGCCCCAUCGUGCAAAGCUUACGAGAGGUGACGGUCAAAGAGCUGGACUUCCGCCAAGAGGCGGAGAACCAGCAGCGUGCCAUGGAGGCCGCUGAGAAGCACAACGCCAAGGUGGUGAUCCCCAAGGUGGUGUCUGCGCUGGUGUCGCGCCGCGCCAUGGCCAUGGACUACGUGGACGGCGAGGCCUUGUCCAAGGCCUCCGAGAGGUUGACGCAGGAGCAGCGGAACCGGCUGAUUGGCGCCAUGGUGGAUCACUUCGCCGUGCAGUUCGCCUUAGACGGCCAUUUUCACGCGGAUCCACAUCCCGGCAACUUGUUGGUUGAGAAAGGCACCGACAGGCUCAAAUCGAGCCAACAUGGAGAUUUGAUCCAAAAGAUGAAGACACCCAAAAUAGGAGUGAAGCGGUGUCGGCGGAUCCCCUGGGGUGGUAGUUUUCGGUUGCAAUGGAUUGGACUGCACUUAGGAUCCUUGGAUCAGGUGAUUGACCUGUGUGCUGGCCUGGGGGGUUUUUCCUGUGCGUCGUCCAGGGUUGGGUUUGCUGUCCAAGCAGGGGUUGACCAGAAUGGACUUUGGCGUAAACUGUUCCAGUCCUUUCACAAGGGUGCCCAGUUCUUCGUUGGUGAUUUGGUGGAUCCCAAUGUUGUCCGUCAACUGCUCAGCCUGGGUCACUUCCACUGUGUUCUGUGUUCAGGUGUGUCUUGCCAACCGCAUUCAGUGCUUGGUGACAAAAGGGGAAUGGAUGAUCCAAGGGCUGACUCCCUUCCAAAGACCUUGAACAUAGCAUGGCUGUUGCAGGCUGCAGUAGUGAUCAUCGAGUGCACCCCUGAGGUACUUCGCAAUGCCCAGGCACAGGAACUCCUCCGUCAAUUCACUGUGAACACAGGGUACAGGAUGUUCCAAACCAUCCUUAAGCUCAGUAAUGCUUGGUGCACACGACGUGACAGAUGGGUGGCCAUUUUGACUGCACCGGUCAUCUGCAUGUGUGAGCUGCCUGACUUGCCCAGCUGUGCAGAAAUUAGGGUCAUCCGAGACCUCAUCCCGGCCUUCACACCAUGGCCCCAAUCCGAGCAUGAUCAAUUGGUUCUCAACCUGUAUGAACUCUCCAAAUACUAUCAAUAUGCUGCAGGUGGAAUUGAUAAUGCUUGGCUCAACAUGGAUGACCAGUUGCCGACCCUCUUGCACAGUGCAGGAAAUCAGAUGUACACCUGUGCAUGUGGUUGCAGGGCCGCCUUGUCAGAGGCCAGACUGAAAAGCAAAGGCCUGGUAGGUGUUCUGAUCCCACUGCCGACAUGCCAGACACAUAUGAACAUCUACAUGCGCCAUGCCAGGUACCUUCAUCCAUGCGAGAUGUGGGCAUUGAUGGGGGGUCACCCUCAAGCUUCUAUGGGGCAUAAUCUCAGAUUGGCCAUGGCAGGGGUUGGCCAGGCUGUGGCACCACUGAUGGGGCUUUGGAUUUUUGCCCAUGUUCGCAGAUCCUUGGAUUUGACCUUCGAAGUGCCUCCAUGUGAUCCGACCCAGGUCUUGAAGGAGUACAUGGCUGAAAUCAUCCAGGCAUGCCGAGCCAAAUGGCCCCCACUGCCUGCUCCGACUGCCCCGGACCCGGUUGAUGAUGAUCCCAUCGAAGAUGUCACACCAUGGAUCACUCUCACAUGGCCGUGUACAGAUCAGCCUGAUGUCAAAGUGAAGUUGACGCCUCAUGUCACAGGUCAGCAACUGUUGGAUGCAGAGCGUAGCCUCAAUGUUCCAGUGGAUGGAUGUUCAUUGCGAGUUGAUGGAGAAGAGUUUGAUGCCGCUCAGCCUUUGCCCCCGUCCAGUCUUGUGUCCAUUGUCCCACAGGGAUGGCAUCCGAGUCAGCUGUCAGCCACGCCUGUCAUUCCGUGUUGCCUGUCUGCUGAUGAUUUCAUCCGGUAUGUACAGACAUCCGAUGCAUCCGACUUGGGCUUGGUCACUGACUUGCAGGAACUUCGAGCAAUUCGUGUGCCUUCCUUUUCUAGGGCUGAGAGACUUGGACUUUUGACUAUGCAGGGACCGGUAUGGGGUGAUGAUGAAGUUCUGUAUGGACUUUUGCAAACGGCCAUAGGCACUGACACAGACCAACAUGUCCAUGUCUGGGACCCCCUUUUGGUUACUGGACUGCUUCAGUGUGAAACCACCUCCACAUGGUCAGAUUUGGUUGCCCCGUUGGGACCGGUUGCCACUGUGGUGUCAGCAGUGCUGUUGGGUGGCCAUUGGAUUCCAUUGGUGUGGCGGGUGGAUAUGGUUGGUUCUCAGAUGCACACGGUGUCGGUACCAUCGGAAUAUGCCCCUGUCAUGGAAAAGCUUGCCCGUGUCAUUGAAGUCCUGCGGGGUGGGGCCCGGGGCACAUGGAAAGAACACAGCCUUGGAUUUUCGCCCUCCGGACAUUGUGGUGCCUUGGUGCUAUCUUUUGUCAGACACCUAUUGUGGGGUUGGCUUCUUGUCACUGAUCAGGACUGGUUGGCACACUAUGCUGGUGGCAUGCGAGGGGAGUUCAUUGAGCAUUUGCCUGAUCCGUGUUCUCGUCCCUGUCUUGCAGGUUUGGGUUUCACAGUCCACCAGCGGUUGGCAGAUCUCUUGUUGAGUCAUGGAGUUGCAGCCUCGGACACUUCUGCUCGUGCCUCUGCUGUCGUCAAAGCUUUGGGUGAACGUGAGGUUGGGACUGCUUUGGAAUCCAAAAACCCAUGGAGAGAGCUGAAAUGGCUGGGCAAUCAAGUCCGACCACCCUUCAUGCUGAUCAAACCAGCGGAGCUUCAGGCACAGAUUGACAAGCGAGCCAGCGACUUGCCUGUUGGCCACAAAAAGCAUAAGCAUGCCAAGACCCCGAAAGGUAAGGGUAAGGGUAACUCCAAGCCUGUGGUGAGCCUUGAUCCCACGCUGCUUCGCCUUGAGGCGGGGAUUUUCCAGAGUAGCGAUGGGGUUCCCAUGUCACAGAUUGGCCUUUGUCAAGUUGGUUCCUCUGCCUCCGGAGUUGCGGUUGUCUCAGUGCAGGUCAUAGAACCUUACCUCAAGGCUGGUCCUUUGUCGCCUGGUCCCUUGGCCCUGUUUGUCGUUGAUGCCCCGGAAGUUCCUACCACUGCCUGCUCCGUCUCUGCUGAACGUGUCCCUCUGGUGUGUGCUGCGAAUUCUGAGCCGUUACUGAUUGAUGGCUACCUCAUUCAACUUGGUGCGGUUGAGGUCCAAAGAACUCCGAUGCAGCCAGGCAUGGAAGUCAAAGCAGUUCCAACAUGUGUGGUCAAGGCAAUGGUUUUUCGAGAUCAGACUGGAGUUCCGUGGCCUGAGGUUGUGUCUCACCCGAUGCUCCACUUGUUUUCGGUGGUUCCCCCUUUGUCGCAGUGCACUGAUGAUGACUGCUGUGGCUGUGAGUGCUGGCACCGUACUCUGGAUUUUCCCAUGGAUAACCCGGUGUUGGAAUUGUGGGGGAAACAAUGGCUCAGACUUGACUUCAGUCAUGCCCACCCAGAUCAAGCUGAUGUCUUCACAGCACAUCUGCGACUGCCCGAGCAUCUUCAGUUGGUGGUACAGCAAUUUUCGGGGCACCAUGGGGUUUAUCUUGAACCCAAAUCUCUGGAUGGCCGUCGCCCGUCAUCUGACUUUCAGGUGGUUUGGAUGCCGAAGACUGACCACAAUGAGCUCAUCAUGCUGCGUCAGACCGUGGCCAACGUGGUUGGUAUUGCCAGGAUGGGGAACAAAAUGGGUCUUCGAUGCAAAACUAUUCAUGCUGCCGAUGUCUUUGCACUGCUCAGACCAGGGCACACCUUCUUGCCACCUGGCAAGCGGCAGACCUACCUGGUGGGGCCUUUUGUGUAUGGCACCUUGCAGUCUUCGGUUGCCCAAGUGCUUCAUGCUCAUGGUUGGGUUGCAAAGCCAGUUCAGGCCUUGGCGGCCAAAUCUCAUGUUCAGGGACUCAUGUACCGAGUUCAAUCAGUCCAGGAGCCGCCACACAAGAUGAUUCGAAUGGCACAUGGUGAUGUCUUGAUUGCCAAGGAAGAAGCAAUGGUUGAGCCUGACCGACUUGGCCCCAAGGUAGUUGCAUCCAUGGCGACUGAAUCCUUUGUCUCCAAGCAGGCUGAGGGCGACUACAUUCAGCAGAACGAUCCAUGGGCGAAAGCAGCAGCCAAGCUUCCGGCUAAGUCAGCCAACUUUCAGCUCGGCAAUCCCUUGGAGGACAUGACUCAGAAGGUCAUUGCGGAAGUGCUGUCCAAGAUGCCGCAACAGACCAUGGAGGUUGACUCUGAAUCAGUGGCUGACAAAAGGGUGCUCGACCUUGAAACUCAGGUCAAAGACUUGCAUGGCCAAACCCAGGCUUUGGCAGCACAGGUGCAACAGCAUGCACAAGAUACGGCAGGGCAUUUUCAAGAUGUUCAGGCCCAACUCCACCAGCAAAGCACCCACUUUGAAAGUGCCAUUGCAGCUCAGGCCAGUUCGAUGCAUGGCUUCCAGGAGUCCUUCCAAGAACAAUUUCGACAGCAGGUGAAUCACCAACAGACGAUGUUGGACAGCAUGUUCACGAAACAGAUGUCUCAGUUUGAAGCUUUGCUGGCCAAGCGACCUCGUCAAGAGUGUUUUUCGGUGGGCACAGGCUUCUUCAGUCUCACCACAGGGGACAGCACUUUUGGUGUUCUGUCGCAAUUUUGGACUUACUCAUGCGCAUGCCCGGAUCCUGACACUUGGACUUUAGGCAUUGCCAAUCCCAGUGGACUUAAUGGGAAGUUGGAUCAGGUCGCUCACUUGACAGGUGAUGUCUGGCUGAUGUCUGAAACGCAGCUUUCCCAGAAAGGGGUCUCUUCCUUCACUAAGGGCUUGAAGAUGCUCAAGAGUCCUUGGCGUUAUGUCAUACCAGGUGCACCAUGUACAUCACGACAGCGUACUGACACUGGUACUCAUGCUGGAGUCAUGGUGGUUUCGCGUCAUCCAGCCCGGGCCUUGCCUCAUGGAUUUUCCACCGAGGUUUUUGAGUCUGCACGGGUUCAGGUUGCUGGUGUUGCUCUUGCGGGUACCUGGGUUACCGUGGGGGUCAUGUAUGGAUUCCCUUGCAAUGCCCACCACAAGCAAGCCAGGUUUCAAACAGAAUCCAUCUUGGCUGAUUUGGUCGAGAGGGUAGGGCUGCAAACGGUGGGACCCCGAGCAAUUGGAGGGGACUUCAAUUAUGGGCCUGAGGAGUUGGAGCAGGUUGAACGCUUGAAAGAAUUGGGCUUUCGUGAAGUUCAGGACCUCAGGGCACUGCGACAUGGGUUUUCGGUGGAACCUACUGGGAGGGGAACACGUCGACUGGAUCAGUUGUGGAUUUCGCCUGAAUUGCAACAUGCAUACUGUAUGACGCAGGUUGACUUUGAUCAUUGGGCUGAUCAUGCUGCGGUCAGUGCAUCGUUUUCCUUGGCUGCUUUGUCUUCUGCUGUGCAUGUGUGGCGUGUUCCUCAACCUUUUCCAUGGCCUGCUGAGUGGUCUUGCAAGGUGUGUGUGGACUUUCAAGGUGACUUGACCACCUCUUAUGCCCAAUUUUGGAACCAAGUUGAAACCCAGGCCAAGGGAUGGAAUCAACACCAUGGACUUUCUGUCACUCGUAAGCAGUGCGGUCGGGCCUCGGUUUUGGAGACCACUCCCACACGUCACUUCCUUGCACCUGUCAAAAAGGGGCGUGAGGGUGAUAUCCAACCGGAGUAUCUGGGGGUGAGCUUGCAACAUGCCAGGUUCUUCCGUCAACUCCGUCGACUCCAAUCCCUUUGUCGAAUACUGGCUAAGGGUGAGCUCUCGUGGUCGGGUCGCUUCAACCGUGAUGACACAUGGAGGGCCAUUCGCACAGCCGUGGGGUUCCCGGGUGGUUUUGGACUUUGGUGGGGUGUUCAGGGAUUGCAACCUGUCCUUGAGGGACCACUGCCUCUCCUUUGCCCUGCUUUGGACUUUGCCCAGGGCCUCUUUACUGGCUUUCAAACCUUUGUCCGGCAGUAUGAACAGAAGCUGAUCAGCCAUCGCUAUCAGUUCUCCAAGACCCGUAGGGAGAAAUGCCUGGCUCAUGUCUUCCGUGAUUGCAAGGAUGAUCCACUUCCACAGGCUGACACGUUACUUGAUCGCCUGGAAAUAGGUGUUGAAGAAGUCCGCCCAGAAGAUCAGUCACUGGUGCUCACCAAGCCGGUCCGUCUGUUGGAGGAGGUUCCGGUGGUGGUUGGUGGGGUUGUUGUUGAGGUUGCUGCCCAUUCUGAAGACCAGCUCUGGGUGGCCAACGUUGCUGGUAUCCAAGCUGGGGAUACCUUGACCCAGGAGAGACCAGUGAUGACUGAUGAGGCCAUUUUGGCUCGCUUUGCCAAGGUGUGGCAGGCCCGUUGGAUGAAACACCAUCAUGUUCAGUCAGGCCAGUGGGACCAAAUCUGCGGUUUCUUGGAUCGUACUGCCCCUAGUGUUUCUUGGACUUGUGCUCCUUGGACAGUUGAUCGAUUCCGCCAAGCUGUUCGCCAUAAAAAGCCCAGGGCUGCCAAAGGCCCGGAUGGAGUUGCACAGCCUGACUUGUGUGCCUUGCCUGUGGCGGCCUGUGAAACUUUGGUGGAGUUUUAUCGUCAGGUGGAACAGGGUGCUGCUUGGCCUACCCAAAUGGCCUCAGGUUUUGUCACAAGUUUGGCCAAGCAUGCCUAUGCCAGUCAGGUGGAUGAGUUUAGACCUGUGGUGGUCUACAGUUUGGCCUACAGGGUGUGGUCCUCUGAAAGGGCCCGUGAAGCUUUGCGAUCCAUUGUCCACUUGCUCCCUUGCAGUGUUCAAGGUGGGGUCCCAAAUCGCCAGGCCAAAUCAAUCUGGUUUGAAUUGGCAACUCUGUUGGAAGCAGCCUACACCAAUGGGGAAGCUAUCCAUGGACUUUUGAUGGAUAUCCAAAAGUGUUUCAACAAUAUCCCUAGGCUUCCGCUGUGGCAUGCGUUGCUCCGUAUGGGCUUUCCGGUAUCUGUGUUGCGGGCUUGGGUGUCCUUUGUCUCUGGCCAGACGCGCCGCUUCCGUGUACGGCGUUCAGUCGGUGAGCCCCUUGAGUCGAACUGUGGUCUACCAGAGGGCUGUGCCAUGUCGGUUUUCGGCAUGACCAUUGUUGACUGGAUGUUGGAUUGGUGGCUGCAAGCCUUGGAAGUUCGGGUUGACUUGCGUACCUUUGUGGAUGACUGGGGCCUUCUGUUCAAGGAUGGGGCACUCUUUGACCGUCUAUGGACAUCACUUGAGACUUUCACCACUUUGAUGGAUUUGUCUUUGGAUAUGUCCAAAACUCGGCUCUGGUCCACAGAUGGAACUACCCGCAAAGCCUUUCGCUCCUGUCCAGUCCAAGUGACAUUGGCGGCACGGAACUUGGGAGCCCACCAAAACUUCAGCAGGCACAGCCAUAACUCCGUGCUCCAACAACGGCUCUCCAAGAUGCCGCCGGUUUGGGUCCGACUUAGGGCCAGUCCAGCACCAUAUCGUCACAAGCUUGCUGCCAUCCACAUGAUGGCGUGGCCCAGGGCAUUGCAUGGUGUCACCGUUGUCCAUGUGGGUGCAUGUCAUUUCAAAGCCCUUCGAGCGGGGGCCGUCCGAGCCCUAAAAUGUGAUCGAAAAGGGGCUAACCCCUACCUGCAUUUGGCCACAUCUGCUGUAGUCACUGACCCGGAAGCAUGGUCCAUCUUGCAGACCUUUCGAGACACCCGUGAACUUGGGCACCCUGACCAAGUGGUUUCCUCUCUUGGACUUUUUUCCACUGGGGACCUUGGACUUCCCAAUAAUGGACCCACCUCUGUCUUGCUUGCACGCAUUCACCGUUUGGGAUGGGCAGUGGGUGGUCAGGGUCUUCUCCAAGAUCGAUAUGGCUGUUUUAGCUUGAUGCACGUGGCUUGGGAUGAGUUGGUUCUGCGGUUUCAGUUGUCAUGGGGGCAUGUCUUGGCUCAGGAGGUCGAGCACCGAGUCACCUUUGAUGGUCUUUCCAGGGUUGAUCUCCCGGAACUUCAUCGUGCCCUGAGUGGAUUUGGGGCUGCAGACUUGGUUUUCUUACGGUGUCACUUGAAUGGGACCCUGUUUACCCAGAAUGGCCGCGCCCGUUUUCAGCGAGGGACCUCCUCCAAAUGCCCCUGGUGCCCUGCCAAGGAUGGAUUUUACCACCGGGCUUGGAUUUGCCCUCAUUUCCGUGCCUGUCGUGCUCACAUUACUCCUGAUCAAUGGGAGGUCUUGGACUCUCUUCCACCGUGCUUGCGUGAUCAUGGUUGGCCGGUCAUCUUGUCGGAGUGGGAGGUUGUCGCGGGCAUGUUGCUGAGGGAGGAUGGACUUUUUAAGAUGUCACCAGUAGAACCCCCAAUCUCUUGUGUCCACCAGGUGGUUGAAUUGUUCAUGGAUGGAACCAGUGCGCAUCCACAGGAAGCAAAGCUGAGAUACGCAGCAUGGGCAAUCACUAUUGUUCCUGGGGGCCCAGGCACAUUGGACAACAGGUGGCUGAUGGGAGGCCACGUUCAGGGUUUGGUCCAGACACCUUUCAGGGCUGAGCUAACCGCAGCUCUUCAUGCAGUGAGAUGGGCCGCUCAACGAGGCCAACGAGUUCGACUGUGGGGAGACUGUCAGGGUGUUUUGCGGGGCAUUCAACGACUUUUGCUCGGCAAGCCAGUUCGGAAGAACACUUCCCAUUCUGAUUUAUGGGCUCAAAUGCAAACAAUUUUGGCCACAGCGGGGCAUCUUAUCCAACUGCGCAAGGUGGUGUCGCAUGGAGACAUUCAACAGGCCACAGGGCCAUUGGAGGAAUGGGCGUAUUGGCACAAUGCGCUCACUGACUUGGCAGCUGAUGGUAUCAAUCAAAGGAGGACAGCAGAGUUUUGGGCAGCUUGGGAAGGACUGCGAAGUGCAUUGGUGUUCCAUAGGAAGUUGCACCAGGCCAUUUUGAAGCUUUUGGUUCAGACCUCCAGGGUUGCGGUUACAGAGCAACAACCCCGCCCCAUUGUAUCAAUGGCAGGCCCUCAGGUUGAUGCUCCACAGCAGAUGCCGCAGCAAUGGCAGGUUUCGGCACAGUUGGUUCGACGAUAUGGACAGGUGAACAUGGAUCAACUCCAUGCGUGGUGGACUGCAGAUGGGAUUCAGCUGAUGCAGGGCUCAAGCCCCUUGGUCUAUGUGAGUGGUAUCCAACUCUUUUUCCUGUUCAAUCUCAGCACGGGCUACACAGGGCCUUGGUGCCAUUCCAAGCGCUGGUUUUGCACAGCAGAAGCAGCGCCGGUUGCAGCGCGAACUAGCUGGGGCUCUAGGAGUUCUUUGUUCCUGAGAAUGUGGCGCUCUUACCUCAAGAGCAACAAGGUCCUGCUGGCGACGAAGAUGGCACGGCCAACCUCGGCUGCCUUAUCGAAGUGGGGUGUCUGCUACCGCCUCCGUUGCCCACCGACCUUGGUAGAUUUGGUAGAUGGCCAUAUCUUUUCACAGCUCGGGAAGCAGGUGAGCUCACAAAGAGACAUCUGUGAACUUCGGGCCGCAAAGCUGGUGGUGCUGGACUGGGGCAUGUGUAUCACCUUACCUCCCUCGAAGGUCCAUGCCUACGGCCAGCUCUUUGCAGCGGCGGCCACCAGCAAUCCCUGGAGACUGAUGGACGCCAUGCGUGGCAUCGGAAUCACUUUCAGGGAGGGUGAUGUCUUUGAACCCAUGAUGUUCCUGAACUUCAUCCGUUUCGCCCUGCGGGAAGCGCAACCCGCGGAGGAAGCGAAAGGACAGGUGGAGAACUUCAUGAAGGCUGGGGACGACCUCUAUCAGCGCGGCCCGAAGCGCUUUAAGAAGUCGCCCUUCGACGUGAUCACCGGGGACAUGACCUACUUUAUGAAAGCCUUGGACCUUCUGUGGUGCGUGUCAAGUCAACUUCACACGCGACAUCCCAUCCUGCAGUCCAUGUUCCUACGCGCCCUGGCGACAACCAGCAACAUCCCCAGGUCUCCUGCGGAGCUGCUGCCAGCCAGUUCCACCAGCUCAAGUGGUGCGGCCUUGCAGCAACGCUUGGGGCGGAUUUUGGAAACGUUCUACCGCCGCGGCGACCUCUUGGGCGCCCAACUCACCGCCGUGCGCCUUGGGAGCGGUGCUUGCGUGGCGGACGUGGCGCUGGGGGUGGACUCGUGGAUGCGGAAGGAACCCAUCACAGCCAGCACGUAUUUCAACUUGCUGGACAUCUCCAAGUUGAUCGUCUCCUUUGCCGUGCUGGAGCUGCUGCGCGCAGGUCGCUUGCAGCUGACUGAUGCGCUGCGGCUGGGGACUGCGGAGGUGACGGUGGAGGACAUCUUGAGCCACCGCAGUGGCUAUUGGCUGCCCUUGCCACAGCAGCUGCUGAAGCUGUCGGACCUGCAAGAAAUGGAGACAGUGAUGAAGGCCCUGAAAGCCACAGAGCCUGGAAGUGCAGGGCAGUGCUAUCACUCCUUCAGCUUCGGCUACUUGCUCGCCAUGGCCUUGGAAAAUGCCAAGUGUCCCCUGCCAGAGGCCUGGGAGGCCGUUUGCCAGCAGGCUACAGCCAUGGCCCAAGAGCUACAGCUGGACUCUCCAGCCCUGCAGCUGACGCUCCCAGCAGCCGCAGACGUGGCGGAGUUGGAAGGGGACGUCACCACGCAGGACUUUGAGGAGGUGGCUGAGAUGAUCGGAUAUGCCUAUGCCGUGUUGGGAGAACAAACCGACUCGCCCACCUCUGGGAGUGAGGCGUCGCGGAAAAGUUUGUUUGGCCGCGAACAUCUCUUGGACAGGUCCCUCUUCAACCUCCCAGAGACGCAGUCACGGAUCAUGCCAGGUCUUCAAUCCUUCGGUACCGCGCGUGCUGUUUGCGCCUUGCUGUGCGCCAUGGCGAAGCGCAUCAGCCAGGAUGCCUUGAGAAGCCGCCGUGGCGACAGCGACCGGAUCCAGGACCUGGCCGAAGAGUUGAAACCCUUGCUGUCGCUGGAGGCCUUUGACGACUUUGGUUUGGGAGUGCAACUGGUUCAUAGAAGCUAUUGGUCUCCGCAGGACUCGGACGGCCAAGUGCAUACACCAGGCGGCACACUGCAGUCGCUGGAUAGUUUCCUGCAGGAGACGCAGGUAGCUCCGCCCGAGCCGGCUUGGGGUCAUUUGUCGCAAAACGGGUCCUUCGCACUGGUGCUACCUGCAACUCAGCAGGAAGGCCCCCUGGCAGUGUCCUUGCUGCUGAAUAUGUCUGGCCGCAAGCAGAGCGGUCCCAAGGUGGCCAAAGCUGUGUUGCGCGCCAUCUCUUCACGCAGAUGACCAGCGUAGACAGUUUGUUUCUUCGAGCUGAAAUUGCAUCCAUAAAUC